AUGCGAGUGUUCUACAAUUCGGUUGCUGCUUUGGGCAUCACAGCAGGGGCUCAUCGCCUGUGGAGCCACCGAACCUAUAAAGCACGGCUGCCCCUGAGGCUCUUCCUCAUCAUAGCCAACACCAUGGCUUUCCAGUCCCCACAAAUGCAUGCUCAGAACCGAGGUGUCUUGUAUCUUUGCAAAUCUGGGCCCUUGCAUUCCCCCCGGGGGGGGCAUCUCUUCUCAGUACUGGGGUCCUCUUUCCUGUCCCUCCAGAAUGAUGUGUAUGAAUGGGCCCGAGAUCACCGCGUCCACCACAAGUUCACAGAAACACACGCCGACCCUCACGAUUCCCGGCGUGGCUUUUUCUUCUCUCACGUGGGCUGGCUGCUUGUGCGCAAACACCCGGCUGUCAAAGAGAAGGGUGGAAAACUGGACAUGUCUGACCUCCAAGCUGAGAAGCUGGUCAUGUUCCAGAGGAGGUACUACAAGCCCGCUGUCAUGCUCAUCUGCAUCGUCCUGCCCACGCUGGUGCCCUGGUACUUCUGGGGCGAAAGUUUUCAACACAGCUUUUAUGCUGCUACUCUCCUGCGGUAUGCUCUAGUCCUCAAUUUCACCUGGCUAGUGAACAGUGCCGCCCACCUCUAUGGAUAUCGGCCGUAUGACAGGAACAUUGGCGCCCGAGAGAACGCCCUGGUUUCAGUGGCAUCUUUUGGCGAGGGCUUCCACAACUACCACCACACCUUCCCCUACGACUACUCUGUCAGUGAGUACCGCUGGCACAUCAACUUCACCACAUUCUUCAUCGACUGCAUGGCUGCCCUGGGCCUGGCUUAUGACCGGAAGAGAGUGUCCAAGGCUGCUGUCUUGGCCAGGAUCAAGAGAACUGGAGAUGGGAGCCACAAGAGUGGCUGA
Messenger RNA from Peromyscus eremicus (cactus mouse), 894 nucleotides. Its product is annotated as stearoyl-CoA desaturase 4-like. The transcript has 6 exons. Gene Ontology annotation, molecular function: stearoyl-CoA 9-desaturase activity; iron ion binding; palmitoyl-CoA 9-desaturase activity. The record is from RefSeq and is a predicted model, not a curated record. Lineage: Eukaryota; Metazoa; Chordata; Mammalia; Rodentia; Cricetidae. Gene Ontology annotation, cellular component: endoplasmic reticulum membrane. Gene Ontology annotation, biological process: response to fatty acid; unsaturated fatty acid biosynthetic process. The coding region runs from base 1 to 894 and encodes 297 amino acids.